UAUUAACUCACAAUAUUCGGGCUAUAAAUACAGCUGAAAUUGAAAUCCACAAAUCGUUGAACCCGCCAAAUGAAAGAGCAACAAACACCAACCAAACUCUCUGCACCUCGCUCCGCAGAGAAUCGCACCGCAAGAUCCAAUGACUUUCCGUCGAAGAAAUCCAGAAAGAUCUCAAACAAGAGCGUGAAUUCUUCAUCUGCUUCGUUUUCUGAAGAAUCGGUUGAUUUAUCGCUGAUUUCUGAGAUCACUGAAGAAAAUCUCAACGAAGAUGUUUCAACUUUCUUGUUGGAAGAACCUUCUUCUGUCACUUUGCUUCAGCCUGAAAAGAAAACCGACACAGGGGAGAAUAGUUCCAGCAAUUGCUUUGAUGUGUGUGAAUUUGACAAAUUCACUUCUGUGGAGGAUGAUAUCACUGUGAAUUUUCUCAAAAAUUUUAAACCAGAUGAAAUCCUCCCUUUGGACAAUGCUGAUCCUCCGUAUAAGAAGCUUAGGGAUGAGAUAAUUGAGUAUGUUUUGCAAGAUCUCAGACGCGAUGCACUGCCAAAGGAGGAAAUUCAGAUGCAAUCGCAACCUCAAGUGGUUUCGCGGAAGAAGAAACCAUUUCUGUUUCUAUUUGUCAUUUUGUUCAUUGCACUAUUAGCUAUUCUUUUCUUCACUCCUGAUGAUGAUUGUAGACUGGUGCCAACAUGAGCCAUUUCACUGAGGUUGAUUUUCUAUUCAUUGAUGUGCAAGUGAUACAAUAUCCGUUCUUAGACUUGAGGUGAUUUUGUUUGUUCUUAAUUUGUAUUAGUCUUUUGAUGGAAGGUUUAUAAUUGCAUUCAUAUACUUGGAUGAUGUGGCUGUUAAUGCUGUUAGUAGGUGUUGAAAAUGUAUAUUCGAAAGCCAGUAGUUUUCUUUGAUUAUGUUAUUAUGAUUCAAUUGUGCUCAUAGUUUGUGUACUCAUAUAUUUUUCUUUGGGUCCAUACCUCAUUUUAUUGAUGGAAGUGUUAUGUAGGCAUAGUUGCUUAAUCAUCUCAGCAAGCCAGUUCUUAUCAAGCGAAACCAUAAAUGUUGGUUCAAUUUGAACACAUCAACAUCAUGUAGAAACACAAUGUGCUUUA
Molecule: messenger RNA, 1100 nt
Organism: Medicago truncatula (barrel medic)
Lineage: Eukaryota; Viridiplantae; Streptophyta; Magnoliopsida; Fabales; Fabaceae
Exons: 3
Coding region: 70-690 (206 amino acids)
Source: RefSeq, a predicted model, not a curated record